Molecule: messenger RNA, 1098 nt
Organism: Vitis riparia (riverbank grape)
Lineage: Eukaryota; Viridiplantae; Streptophyta; Magnoliopsida; Vitales; Vitaceae
Product: glycine-rich cell wall structural protein-like
Exons: 1
Coding region: 1-1098 (365 amino acids)
Source: RefSeq, a predicted model, not a curated record
AUGGGAAGUUUCAUGGCGGGAAAAUUUGGUUGGGGGGUUUUGUGGGUUUGGGUGUUGGUGGUGAUGGGCUGUGCAUGUGUUGAGGGUAGGAAACUUGAUGAGAAGAACGAUGGAGGAGUGAAGAAGCCAGAGUGGUUUUUUGAUGGUAAUCCAGGAUGGGGUGGUGGUGGGUGGAAAGGGCUGAGUUUUGGUAAGGGGGUGGGGUUUAGUUUUGGUUCUGGAAAACCUGGCAUUGGCGGGAAACCUGAUUGUGUUGGUGGGGGUGGGGGUGGCGGGAUUGGUGGUGGAGGUGGAAUUGGCGGCGGCAGUGGUGGGGGGAUAGGUGGUGGUGGCGGGAAACACCACAAGAAGAAGGAAAAGAAGCAUUAUGGUGGUGGUGUUGGAGGAGGAAUUGGCGGUGGAGGUGGAACUGGAGGAGGAAUUGGUGGUGGAGGUGGUGCGGGAGGUGGUGGUGGUAUUGGAGGAGGGGCUGGAGGAGGCAUUGGAAAGGGAAUAGGUGGUGGAGGUGGUGCGGGAGGUGGUGGUGGUAUUGGAGGAGGGGCUGGAGGAGGCAUUGGGAAGGGAAUAGGUGGUGGAGGUGGUGCGGGUGGAGGAGGAGGUGGUGGUGGUAUUGGAGGAGGGGCUGGAGGAGGCAUUGGGAAGGGAAUAGGUGGUGGAGGUGGUGCGGGUGGAGGAGGAGGUGGUGGUGGUAUUGGAGGAGGGGCUGGAGGAGGCAUUGGGAAGGGAAUAGGUGGUGGUGCUGGUGGUGGAUUUGGGGGAGGCAUAGGUAAAGGGAUUGGUGGGGGAAUAGGAGGUGGUGGUGGUGGUGGUGGCGGCGGCGGCGGCGGAGGCAUCGGCAAAGGAAUUGGUGGAGGCGCUGGUGGUGGAUUCGGGGGAGGUGUAGGCAAAGGGAUUGGUGGUGGUGGAGGAGGCUUCGGAGGAGGUUGGGGGGCGGCUCUGGCGGAGGGAUUGGAGGAGGUUUUGGGGGCGGCAGUGGUGUUGGUGGAGGAAUCGGUGACGGUGGUGGAGGAUUUGGUGGGGGUGGAGGUGGAGGUGGAGGUGGAGGUGCUGGAGGGGGCAUUGGCGGAGGUGCCUGAAUCGGCAACGACGGUGGUGUAA